CGGAGCGCGCCGCCCGCCCUAGCACUUCUCGCGUCACGAUAUACAACCUUCAUCAUAUUCCACUGCUCAUCCAUCACAACGCGCGUUACCACAUUUAUGAAUAUUAACAUUACGCGCAAAUUACUCCAACUUUUAUCGUUUAUACAUAAAAUAACCGUAGAGGUCAUUUUGUUUUUGUGAUAACCUAAGAUAAACUCACAUCUAUUUAUUUUAAAUUCAUAGAUCAUGUAACUAGGUUCUAGUGAACACCAUGGACACCUGAUUUAACAUCUGCACUGUUGAUUACGAUAUGCUGUUGGGAAACUUGCUCUUGAAACUGUGCCAAAAAGUAUAGAAGUUCUUAAGUGGAAAGAAAAAGUUAUAACACAAUGAAAUCAGCACAAAGCGAAAUAAAAAUCUGUUGGAGGAUGACGCGCUUUCUGCCGAUGGGGACGUUGCUAAUCCUGUCAUUAGUCGGCGCUGGUAUUUGCCAGACGACUGUAGGUCUUAAGGAGGAGCUUAAAGCAAUAUCAAGUUCGCAAACGGCGCAGACUGCGGCUUUUAUCCACUCUACGAGACAGACGGUAAAGCCAUUAGAGACUACGGUAGUGCCUACUACUUCAACUUCAAAAGAAAGCACUAGAACAACAAAAGCGAAUGUGGCGAGCGAGAGGCCGACCACAGCUCCGUAUUCAACGACGAGAGUGUACACAAGCACAAGCACAAAAGGCGCAGAGAAAAGUGCAAGACGGCAGAAGUUAAACAGUAGUUCUAGUGUGGUUGUAAGUAGUGCGGCACAUACGGGGGCGAGGUUCGAGGAGCGUUUGGCGGCGGUGGACUGCGAGCUGCCGCUGCUGCCCCACGAGUCCCGGCUGUGGCGCGGCAACGAGACUCACGAGCUCAACCUCCCCGUCACGAUGACGGAGGAGUGCGGGGCCGGCGGGGGCGGGGGCGGGGGUGCGGGUUCGACCCCGGGCGCGGCCGACGAGGAGUGUCCCCCGGUCAUCGUGUCGUGGGAGGGCCUCGUCGACAUCCAGAGCGGGGACAUCCUUAUCGUCCGCAUCGCCGACUCUCUCCUCCUCAGCAACUUGGGACAAACCAAUAUCACCCCCACACUCGAUGCGAAUUCUUCGCAUGUCGACAGCGAAAGGUCACAUCGUGCUCCCAUGCAGCCAGCCGUGUACCAAGUAACGCGGCAAGGACACGAGCACUGUGACGUCACCGACGGCAUGUUGCUGGACAUCACUCCCCUCGACGAAGGCGGUGCCAAACUCUUCACGCUAUACGACAAGGACCUCAGCGAGGGCGUCAACUUGUUCAUAGUCGUCUCCAAGAACUGGGGAUCUCAGUGCGUUCGCUUGAAAGUAACAGUUAAGUCGGAUAAUUGCGGGGAGUCUCAAGACUGUUCUGGGAAAGGCGUCUGUUACACGAACGUUUCAAUGGAGGGCUACGAAUGCCAGUGCUGCCCCGGGUUCGCGGGCCCGCACUGCGAGGAGCGUGACGCGUGCAACCCAUCACCAUGCCUCAACAGCGGCAUCUGUGUCGACCUCUCGCCACCCUACACUCUAGCCACUGAUAACCCUGGGAACUACCACUGUCUUUGUCCUUAUGGAUUCACUGGUAGAAAAUGUGAGAAAGAUCCCUGUUCGUCAGCACCAUGUUUGAACGGAGGUUCUUGUAUGAGCAUGGCUAUGAAUGGUUCGACGACGUUCCACUGCGCGUGCGCGGAUGGCUGGACGGGCGCGCACUGCGAGCUAUCGGUCGCUGGCGGUGCUUGCGUUUCCAACCCCUGCAUCAACGGUAUCUGCAUCGAACAAACCGAUAAUGACAUAGAAGGCGAAAAAUUCCGUUGCUUCUGUCAACCCGGGUAUACCGGGGAUCUCUGUCAGCUGGAGUACAACGAGUGUGAGUCGUCGCCGUGCGCCAACGGCGGCACCUGCACCGACCGCGUCGGCGGGUUCACGUGUGAGUGCACACGCGGGUACACCGGCAACACGUGCCAGUUUAAGGUGGACCUAUGCUCGCCAAACCCGUGUCCGGAGCGGCGGUUCUGCGUGGACCACGGCAACAGCUACGCCUGCGAGUGUCCGCACGGCUUCGUUGGCGACGAAUGCCACAUCCCGACCAGAUCGCCGUGUGACAACAACCCCUGCGCUCAUGGUGGAACCUGCUGGAGCGACAUCGACUCCUUCUACUGCUCCUGUCGUCCUGGGUACACUGGAAAACUCUGUGAAGAGGACUUCAUCCUGGAGUCGGUGGUGGACGGUGACGGGAGCCUCAGCCCGGAGCCGCGCGGCGGGGGCUCGGUGCGCGAGGUGCGCCUGCCGCUGGGGCUGUACCACGACCGCCUGCACAACGUGUACAUCGCCGCCGGCACCCUGGGCGCUGCCAUCGCUAUAGUUGGAGUUGUGGUAACAGCGUGCCACUGUCGCGUGAACAAGACGUAUUCUCGUCUGCUGUCGCGGCUGUCGUCGCGCGCCGUUGCGCCGCCGCAGCACUGGCUGCAGGACAAGCGUGCGCCCCUCGCGCCCGCCUUCCCCCCUGCCGCCGCCGCCGCCCUCGACACCACCGAUAUGUACUACACCCUCGACUUCAGCGACAGCCAGAGCUCCCCCCUCAUCCAAUAGCCAUCACUCCUGAACUGCUCCGAUGGGGAACGGUUCAAAUUCCAAAUUUAAACAUCCGAAGCUUGUUGCCUAGGACAGCUAUGGACUUGAUUUAUUAUGAAGUAAAGUGAGGUUGACAUUGAAAUUGCCGAGUGUUUUGGAGGAGCGCGUUGAUGUCUUUUAUAUUGAGGAACGGACGUGCGCGGGAGUUGAAAAGACAUCAACGCGAUGCCGUUGGGCGGUAAGUCGCUUUCGUGUUUUUAGAAAUAUUUCAAGUUGGAUAUUAAUUGUAUUGAAAAUAUUUUUGCAAACAUUCAACCUUUUAAGAUUAGUCUUAUAAUAACUAUUUUAUCGAUUCUUAAGAUCAUAAAACCGAGACGUGAAGCCGGGUUUAAUCGCUGAAAUUAUGGGAUUUUUCUUAUGGUGAAGUUAUAUUAAAAGAGCCAGGCGGCGCAUAAAACCAGCGCCAUAUCAUUUUAUCGCUACUUAGCGGUUAGAUAGCUGGACUAGAUAAAACAACAUGUGAAUUUAGCUUAGGUGUUGGUUAUUUUAUAAGAACGUACUACGUAUAGAAGCGCGUUGUAACAAUGAUAGUUUUAUGGAAUAGGUUCUUUAUUACGGAUUAUGUCAGUAUAUGUAGUUAGUGGAUAUAAGAGGCGUUGAGCU
Messenger RNA from Pectinophora gossypiella (pink bollworm), 3251 nucleotides. Its product is annotated as delta and Notch-like epidermal growth factor-related receptor. Lineage: Eukaryota; Metazoa; Arthropoda; Insecta; Lepidoptera; Gelechiidae. The coding region runs from base 369 to 2606 and encodes 745 amino acids. The record is from RefSeq and is a predicted model, not a curated record. Gene Ontology annotation, molecular function: calcium ion binding. The transcript has 12 exons.